Cyprinodon tularosa is the source of this 2764-nucleotide messenger RNA. It is a transcript of the gene gpank1, whose product is annotated as G patch domain and ankyrin repeats 1. Gene Ontology annotation, molecular function: protein binding; nucleic acid binding. The record is from RefSeq and is a predicted model, not a curated record. Lineage: Eukaryota; Metazoa; Chordata; Actinopteri; Cyprinodontiformes; Cyprinodontidae. The transcript is spliced from 4 exons. Bases 330 to 1397 code for a protein of 355 amino acids.
ACCGGAAUAACAACAUUAGCUUACACGGCUACGUGUUUUGCUUUGACGUUUAAGUCUAAUAGGCGUUUAUGUCAGUAUUUUAACCCAUCCUGUUAAUGUGAAUGGUUACAAAAUAGUCACAGUUUUGUGUUGAUGUAGAACUAAUAUCCGCUUGUUGACGUGAAACCUGUUGGUAAACGAUGGCGGGUUAAGGCUUCAGGCUAACCUUCGAUUUAUCGUCGAAGCUUCUAACAAAUAACUAAUUGAGCUAUAAAGAAACAGCCCUGCGUAAAGUGGUUGUAAAGUAACAACGGAUUUUAACAGGGAGAAGCUUAACUUUCUCUCGUCUAAUGGCUGCUUUAGGAUUUAUUCCCGCCAGUGAAAAGGAUGCUUUCAGUGUUAGGUCGGAGCCGAUUUCUUCCAACAGAAGCUCCAAAUUGAGCGGAGAAGAAGUCAGGAGGUUCUAUGAGGACUUGAUGAAAGAUGACACAACUCGAGCAGAACGAUCGAAAAGAGCAACAAACAAGAACAAUCAUGACAGGGGCUCCAACAGGAGAGCCCGGAGAGCCGCAGCUGAACGAGUCCAGCAGGAAAACACUGAUUCUGUGGCACAAAGAGACAGAAGAAACCAAAGAGAAGCAGUCAAUUCAGAGAGAGUUCAGGAGCUGAUGGGACUGAGGCUCCUGCGCUGCGCUCAUCAAGGGGAUAUUUCAGGACUAAAGGAGCUGAUCUCAAAAGGAGUGGACAUAAACUUUCAGGACACAUAUCUCUGGACAGCUGUGAUGUGUGCCAGCUGGGCAGGGCAACAAGAUGCUGUGAGGCUAUUGCUGCGUCAGGGUGCAGCCUGGGUCGGAGUGGUCGAUACAAGGGGUAGGGAUGCCCAAGACCUGGCAAGAGAAGCUGGUCAUGAAGACGUCUUAAAUGAGUUGUUAAACUAUGGAAGAAGUCCACAGAGAGAGGCAACUACUGACAGCAGCUUGCGCCAGCCUCAAUGGUGCGAUAUAUGCCGCUGUGAGUUCCGAACCAGCCACUCGUCGCAUCUUUCUUCCACUCUGCAUCAGUUCAGUGAGCAUCACCCUCAGCCCUCGCCCUAUUACUGCCUCCCUCCAUCCAGCAACAGCUACAAGAUGAUGGUUCGCUGCGGCUGGAAACCAGGCACUGGUCUCGGGCCGGAGGCCGAUGGGCCUAAACAGCCGGUAUCGACUGUGUUAAAGAGAGACCAUAAAGGUCUGGGAUUCGGACCCGUCAAAAGAGCUAAGGUUACUCAUUUCAAAGCAGGGGAUCAGAGUGCUGUAAAACACCGACCUCAAGACAGAGAAGAGAGGGGGAGGAAAGGGCAGAAGAAAGAUGAGAUCAAGAGAAGAGAGCAGAAAGAUAGAAACUGGGAAAGAGAUUUUCGUGCCUCAUUUUAUCAAUAGCACCUGCUUUCUGUUCUGUUUUUGACUUUACCUCAGAGUUGGCACACAGAUGUUUUUGGAUGAACUUUUCUUGUGAGUAUAUGUUGUGCAAUGGUUCACCAACUGUGUCAAAUGUUAUUUAUCUCAUUUCUACGUUCAUGUCUAAUGUCUACUCGCCUUUGACUUACUAAAACUGGGUCAAAAAUCAGCAUUUUGUUUCUACAACAGUUUUUUUAAAUAUACCAAAAUGAAAACAAAUAAAAUUCUUAAUAUAAAACAACAUGGCUAAUAUAUUUUAUUAUAAUUAGGUGUUGAUACAUUUCUAAUAUUUUUUUUGUUUUGUUUCUUUAAAUGCUUAUAAGCAAAAUCAGGUGAACCACUCUUAUGGAGGAACAUUCUGGUCAUCAUGCAUGAAAACGUGAGUAAAAUGUGUGGUUACAUUUAAAGAAGUGUAAAUUGUAUUUAAAAGCAAAUGGAAACUAAAGCCAGAAAGGAGUGGAGAAAAACAGGAAAUCAUCAUUUAAAGGGAUACAAAAAAACAGAAAAUAUUAACUUUGUCUUGCAAGGAGAAAUUCCAGUCUUCCAGCAGCAAUAAAAACAAUCAAAAUUUAUAUUAUCCCUUCAGUUUAUGCCAGAUAAUGUGCAUUAAUCCCUCUCAUAUUGACCCCUUAUGGAGUCCUGCAAAUUUGAAAUAAAAAUUCUAAGAAAGAAAAGAACACACAGUCUGACCUAAUGAGAAUUGCACAACAUGUUAAGGAAUGAUUAAACCAGGAUUAUUCUUUUUGGAUCUAAAGGUUAUAGGCAGUUUAUCAAAUUACCCAAACUCUUACCCAGGCAGUGAGUUAUUCCUUUUAUCUGAACACUACUUAACUUCUCACCUAACACACCUAAACACGUGACUGUCACAAGUUAGUUCCUUACUGCUUCGUCAGCCUGGCCCUAUGACACACUUGUAAUGUGAUCCUAAACCCUUAUUGUUGCUCUCUCAAAACCUGAUCACCUACUUUUUUGCUUUUAAAUUCAGUGUGUAUCUAAGUUAUGGAAAAAAGAUCAACUUAAUACACAAGUGCUGUCAUUUUAUUUAUUUAUUUUUAUUUUGACAUAUUAUGUAACAGGAAGUUCUGCCAUAUAACAUUUUAUCAAGCAAGUAGAGGACUGGGAAUUAAGAAUUUUUAAAGAUGAAGCAUAUUUUUCCAAGGCAUUCUAUAUUGUUAAAUAUUUACAUGGAUGUACACCAGACUGGAGCUGAAAGUAAAUUACAUUUAGAAGAACAAUAUUUAGUAUAUGAGACAAUUAGCCAAAACAACCAGACUUACAACUAUAUUUGCUGAGGGAUACCUUGAAGUCGGGAUAUUUGUUCCCUUAAAAAAAGUGUAAAUUUAAAAAAA